AUGGUGCGUGCGCAUCGCGAAUAUUCUCUCUGGUCAUUGUUCUCCCGCCGCGCCUGGAGAGCGGAGAAGUGCGAGCAGGGGGUGAGCGGGGGUUGGGAGCGCGCGGGGGAAACAAGGGCGCCGGCAAUAGGCCGGAAGCGGCGCUACAGGGUGUGGUCGGCGCGCGAGGGGUGGCGGUGCGUGGCUGCCAUUGGCCGGCGAGGUGCGCCGGCGUCGGGGGGCAGGCGUCGCGGCGCGACGGGCGACACGCGCGACAGUGCCAUGCCGUCGUCAGCGCGCGGCGGGUCGGCGCGCGCGCGCGAGCAGCCCCCGGGGGCGGCGGAGGCGGGGGAGGCGGGGCAGGAGGCGGCGGCGCAGGACGGCGCGGCGGCGCGGCAGAACGGCGCCGCGGCGUCCAGCGACGAGGAGCCGGCCAGGGACGAGCUGCAGCCUGCCGGGGGCGGUGCGUGGGGCGGCAGCCGGCCCCCGAGCCCCGCCGCCGCCGCCGCCGCCAGCAUGGCGGACAACGCGAGCGAGGCGUCCUCUCUUCAGCCGCCGCCGCGGCCCAAGUCACGCGGCGCCGACUCCAAGGCGACCAGCCGCUACGGGAACCUGUCCUACUGGCGCGCGCGCCGCGUGGUCUUCUACCGCAACGGCGACCCCUUCUUCCCGGGCGUGGAGUACCGCUUCCGGCCCGGCCGUGACGUCAGCAGCCUGGAGGCGCUGCUGGACAAGCUGUCCCUGCGCAUGGAGCUGCCCCACGGCGCGCGCUACGUCUUCUCCAUGGACGGCGAGCGGCGGCUGCGGCUGGAGGAGCUGGAGGACGGCGGCUGCUACGUCGUGUCGUCCUACAAGACCUUCAAGACGGCCAGCUACGGCAAGAAGAACGGCGUGUGGUACGGCGUGCCCGCCGCCUCGCACGGCUGGAGCAAGCCGCCCCACAGCCGCAAGGCGUCCCUGGCGGAGGCGGAGCUGCCGCCCCCCGGGGGCGGGGUGCCGGGCGCUAAGCCCAGCUCCGGCCGCGUCAUCCGCAUCAUCAGCCACCUGGACCACUCCGUGCAGUGCCGUGUCCUGCUGAACCUGCGCACCUCGCAGCCCUUCGAGGAGGUCCUGGAGGACCUGGGGCAGGUGCUCAAGAUGAACGGAGCCAAGAGGAUGUUCACUGUGUCCGGCCAAGAGGUGAGGAGCUUCUCGCAGCUGAGGAACGAGUUCGCGGACGUGGACACGUUCUACCUGAGCUCGAGCGGCCUGGGGUCCCCCGCCAGGAGGUCCCGGUCCCGCGCAGUGUCCCACACGGCCCUGGUGGAGGACCUGCGAGAUGUCAGCCUGCCCCGCCGGGCGCGCUCCAAGAGCCGGGGCCGCGCGCUCUACGACACCGAGGUGGUGCGGGGCCCGGACUACACUCUGCUGGACGUGAUGAAGGAGGACCCGGUGAAGGUGACCAUCAGGGGAGUGCGCAGGACCUUCUACCCUCCGCUGCACCACCCGCCCUACGACAACUCUCCUCCAGACAAGCGCCUGCAGCUCAACUGGGUGUUCGGGUACCGCGGCACGGACUCCAGGAGGAACCUGUGGGUGCUGCCGACCGGAGAGAUGCUGUACUUCGUGUCCGCAGUCGCCGUGCUGUACGACCGGGACGAGGAGAGCCAGCGACACUACGUGGGCCACACCGAGGACAUACAGUGCAUGGACCUGCACCCCUCCAGGGAGAUGGUGGCCUCGGGGCAGCGCGCCGGACGUAACCGCAAGACGCAGGCGCACAUACGUAUCUGGAGCACGGAGACGCUGCUCACGCUGUACGUGUUCGGCAUGGGCGAGUUCGAGGUGGGCGUGUCUGCCGUCGCCUUCUCGCAGCUGAACGGCGGCAGCUACGUGCUCGCCGUGGACGGCGGCAGAGAGCGCAUUCUGUCCGUGUGGCAGUGGCAGUGGGGACACCUGCUGGGCAAGGUCGCCACCCUGCACGACGACGUGAGCGGCGCAGUGUUCCACCCUCUGGACGACAACCUGCUCAUCACGCACGGCAAGGGCCACCUCACCUUCUGGACCCGCCGCAAGGACGGCUUCUUCGAGCGCACCGACAUCAUCAAGCCGCCGUCACGCACCCAUGUCACCAGCGUGCAGUUCGAGCAGGACGGUGACGUGGUGACGGGCGACGGUGACGGCUUCAUCACCAUCUACUCCGUGGACAGCGACGGCGCCUACUUCGUGCGCAUGGAGUUCGAGGGACACAACAAGGGCAUCAGCUCGCUGGUCAUGCUGUCCGAGGGCACCCUGCUGUCCGGAGGGGAGCGCGACAGGAAGAUCGUGGCCUGGGACUCGCUGCAGAACUACAAGAAGAUCACCGAGACCAAGCUGCCGGAGUCGGUGGGCGGAGUGCGCAGCGUGUACCCGCAGAGGCCGGGCAGGAACGACGGCAACAUCUACGUGGGCACCACCAGGAACAACAUCAUGGAGGGCUCGCUGCAGCGGCGCUUCAACCAGGUGGUGUUCGGACACAGCCGGCAGCUGUGGGGGCUCGCAGUACACCCGGACGACGAGGUGUUCGCGACGGCGGGCCACGACAAGAACGUGGCCCUCUGGAGGCGCCAGAAGCUGCUCUGGAACACCCAGGUGGCGCACGAGUGCGUGUCGCUGGCCUUCCACUCGUUCGGCACGGUGCUGGCGGCGGGCAGCGCAGACGGACACCUGGUGGUGCUCAACGCAGAGAGCGGCGCCGUGGUGACCACGGUGCGCGUGUGCGGGUCACCGCUCAGCUGCCUCGGCUACAACCCAGUGGGCGACGUGAUCGCCAUCGGCUCGCAGAACGGCAGCGUGUACCUGUUCCGCGCGAGCCGCGACGGCUUCUCCUACAAGAAGUACAACAAGAUCCGCGGCGGGCAGCCGCUCGCGCAGCUCGACUGGAGCACGGACAGCGGCUACCUGCAGACCGUCACCGCCGACUACGACGUCGUCUACUGGGACGUGAAGGCGCUGAUCGCGGAGAAGAGUCCUGCGGCGAUGAAGGACGUCAAGUGGCACUCGCACAGCUGCACGGUGGGCUACAUGGUGGCCGGCAUCUGGAACAACAGGUACUACCCCGUGACGUCGCUGGCCACGACGGCGAGCCGCUCCAUGGCACACGACAUGCUGGUGUGCGGCGACGCGGACGGCUACCUGCGGCUGUUCAGGUACCCGUGUCUCAGCCCCAAGGCGGAGUACCACGAGGAGAAGCUGUACAGCUCUCAGCUGGCGACUGCGCGCUUCUUCUUCAACGACAAGUACGUGGCGACUGUGGGCGGCUCGGACGCCGCGCUCAUGCUGUGGGACGUGGUGGACGACUGAGCGGUCCUCCCGGGUUCUGGACUCGUCGUCGCCUACACCCUACCACCCUCCCGAUCAACAAGAGGGAGCGAUCCCCCAGACAGUUCUAAAGCUCUGGAAUGCAUGUGAAAAGCGAACUGGAACGCAAACUCCCGCCCCUAUACCCCAUUAGGGCGCAUAUGCGGGAGGGGAACGUGAGAAUGCCGGCCGUAAGGUACCCUGAAGACGCGGUCGCGCGAGGGGGGAACUGCCCCCGUCUUUCGGGGGCGUAGCCAGGGGGGGGGGAGGGGUUUAGGGUUCAACCCCCUCCCCCCUCCCUCUUUAGCGCCAAAUCUUUAAAUAAUUUCUUAUUAAAUCACUCAAACAAAUUUCAUAUUAAAAUUAAUAAAAAAAAUUUACCAUUA
Bacillus rossius redtenbacheri is the source of this 3683-nucleotide messenger RNA. RefSeq names its product echinoderm microtubule-associated protein-like CG42247 (gene DCX-EMAP). Gene Ontology annotation, biological process: microtubule cytoskeleton organization; intracellular signal transduction. The transcript is spliced from 18 exons. Lineage: Eukaryota; Metazoa; Arthropoda; Insecta; Phasmatodea; Bacillidae. The coding region runs from base 1 to 3300 and encodes 1099 amino acids. Gene Ontology annotation, molecular function: microtubule binding. The record is from RefSeq and is a predicted model, not a curated record. Gene Ontology annotation, cellular component: mitotic spindle.